UCUGCAUUUUCUUUAACACUAUUUCUCUUUCUUUCUUUCUUUUUCAAUUUUCUUCUAUGCCCCAUUUUAUUUUUGUAGAGAUGGUGUGGUUAUUCGUGAAAUUAAAAUUAUCAUAAAGUUAAGUUUAAGUAUAAAUUUUGAGGAUUAAAUCGAUAAGUAUGAAUGAAAUACUAAAAUUAGCAGCUGUUUGCGUGUGGCCUGUAAUAAGAAUCUAAAAAUGGCAGUCACGUCACCACCACCACCAUUUCUUCCCCCCCCCCCUCUCUCUCUCUCCAAUUGUUUUGGUAUGUUAUUAGUUUUAGGAGCCAAAUCCGGAACCAGAAAAUUUUGUGAUUUCUUGAAUCCAAUCCAAUCAAACGGAAGAAAACCAAAAGAGAAAAAAAGUUAGGAAAGAAAAGAAAGAAAAAAGAAAAAGAAAGAGCCGGUCAUUGGCACUAGCCUCUUUUUGCUUUCCAAAUCAAAUCUAUCAGGACAGCUCUUCAAUUUUUUUUCUUUUUCGUAAUCUGAAAACUAUCCAUUUCAUAAAAUCAUCACAGCAGCUCAAGGUAAACAAUUGCAGCCUCGAAAAACAAACCAAGAAAGAGAGAGAGAGAACUAAGAGCGAUGUUUUUGUUUUUGCUGUGUUCGAGUUUGACUCCCUCCAAUUUUCCCUUUUCUGGGUUUACUGCAAAAAUGCGUCUUUUGUCCUGAAGACCACACAAUACCAUAAAGAGAAUGGAAGAGGGCAAAUAAGUAGAAGAGAAGAAAUGCUGGAGAGGUAGAAAGAGUUGGUCUUUUUGUAGGUAGAUAGUGGCCGUGAGAGAGAAUGAGCAAAGAGAAUGGGGGUUUUCUGAAGGGCUGGGAAGCAACACUAAGAAAAUCACAAGCUGUUAUAAAGAAAAAAUCCAACUUCAUCUUUGGUACCAUGUUAUCAGCAGCAGUAGCUCAUGCAGAUGAUGAUGAUCAAUCUAGCACCGAGUCUUUGUACAAUGCAGAGAAAGUUUUUCCCAAUGGUGAUUUCUACACUGGCCAAUGGCUUGAAGGUCUCCCUCAUGGCCAAGGCAAAUACCUGUGGGUAGAUGGGUGCAUGUAUGUUGGUGAAUGGUACAAAGGGAGGAAAAUGGGGAAGGGUAAAUUUAGUUGGCCCUGUGGUGCUACCUAUGAAGGUGACUUCAAGUCUGGUUAUAUGGAUGGCAAAGGGACAUAUACAGGUUCUUUAGUUGAUUCUUAUAGGGGUUGUUGGGUUAGGAAUUUGAGACACGGACAUGGCACAAAGUGUUAUGCCACUGGAGAUAGCUAUGAAGGUGACUGGAGAAGAGGAUUGCAAGAUGGGCAUGGAAGGUAUCAAUGGAAGAAUGGAAAUCAUUACAUUGGUCAAUGGAAGAAUGGGGCAAUGAGUGGUAAUGGAACUAUAAUUUGGAGUAAUGGGAAUAGAUAUGAAGGAUUGUGGGAGGAUGGGUUGCCUAAAGGAAAUGGGACCUUUAGAUGGUCAGAUGGGAGUUUUUAUGUGGGAGUUUGGAGUAAAGAUCCUAAUGAGCAAAAUGGGACUUAUUAUCCAUCUGAGUCUAUGUCAGGGACUUCGGAUUGGGAUCCACAAGAAGUGUUUUUGAAGGAGUUGAGUGAUUGCCAAAUUUCUGUUUGUGAGAAGGUCUCAAUUUACCCAUCACAGAAGACCUUGAAUUUGCCUGGGAUGGAUCAAGGGAGUGUUAAACCAAUGAAAGGGAAUAGUGAAGAUGGAAUGUCCAGGCGAAUGUCCGUUGAUGGCAGGUUAAGCAAUUAUAGUCUAGCUUCAAUGGAGAGCAAUGGUGUUUUUAGUGGUGAUGGAGAGUGGAGGGAUGGAGAUGAAGGAUUUGAUGAUUUAGAUUCAAGAAUGCACAAAUUAAAUUUACCGCCGCCGAAGAAGCAAGGGGAGACAAUAUCAAAAGGACAUAAAAACUACGAGCUCAUGCUCAAUCUGCAGUUGGGAAUCAGACACUCAGUGGGGCGGCCUGGCCCAGCUAUAUCUCUUGAACUGAAGCCUUCAGCUUUUGAUCCUAAGGAAAAAGUUUGGACUAAAUUUCCACCAGAAGGGUCCAAGUACACUCCACCUCACCAGUCUAGUGAGUUCAGGUGGAAGGAUUACUGCCCUGUUGUUUUCAGGACUCUUAGGAAAUUGUUCAAUGUGGAUGCAGCUGAUUACAUGCUAUCAAUAUGUGGGAAUGAUGCCCUUAGAGAGCUCUCAUCCCCAGGCAAAAGUGGAAGCUUCUUUUACUUAACAAAUGAUGAUCGUUACAUGAUAAAGACAAUGAAGAAGGCAGAAGUAAAAGUCCUCUUAAGGAUGCUGCCAGCUUACUACAAUCAUGUUCGUGCAUUUGAGAACACUCUAGUAACCAAAUUCUAUGGUCUUCAUUGUGUGAAAUUAGCUGGUCCGAAUCAGAAGAAGGUACGAUUUGUCAUAAUGGGGAAUUUGUUCUGCGAGCACAGCAUCCAUCGGCGUUAUGACUUGAAAGGUUCUUCGCAUGGUCGCACAACUGCUAAACCUGAAUCAGAAAUCGAUCCAACAACAACACUCAAGGAUCUUGAUCUCAAUUACAUAUUUCGAUUGCACAAAGUUUGGUUCCAAGAUUUUUGCAGGCAAGUGGACAAAGAUUGUGACUUCCUUGAACAAGAGAGAAUUAUGGAUUACAGUCUCUUGAUUGGUGUCCAUUUUCGCGAAGCUUCUUCAUAUAAGGAUGCUCUGACACCACCUCGUACAUCUGGAGUUACUCCUUCUGCCCUUCGUACUCCAACUGGACUUAGAACUCCUGGAAAUGUAGACACUGAUAGUGAUUUUGCUGCAGUCCCUCGCCUUUCUAAAGUGGACAUGGAUAAGCUUAUCUUUGACCCUACUAGGUGGCCGUCCAUAAAACUGGGCAUCAACAUGCCAGCAAGGGCAGAAAAGACAAUCAGAAGAAGUGAUUGUGAAGCAAGUCUGAUAGGCGAAGCAACUGGAGAAUUGUAUGAAGUCAUUCUAUUUUUUGGUAUAAUAGACAUAUUACAAGACUAUGAUAUUAGCAAAAAGCUUGAACAUGCAUACAAAUCAAUGCAAUACGACCCAACAUCCAUCUCUGCUGUUGAUCCAAAGCAGUAUUCGAAACGUUUUCGAGAUUUCAUUCUGAGAAUUUUCGUAGAAGACACUUGAUGAUAUAGAUUGAACUUAUUCAAAUUUUGCAACCAGUGGCCAUCUGUGUAUAGCCAAUCUUUUCUGGGGAUGAUAGUUUGUUCAGACAGUUAUCCUUGUAGUAAGCUACUGGGAUGAUUUGCAGAAGCCAGGAACAAGUUUUUCUAGUUCAGCUUAGCAGUUUCCCCUCACCAUCAUCUCUGUUAAUUUACAAAUACAGAUUUGGUAUAUCCUAGGAAAGAGAUACAGCUUAGUGUUGUAACCACAGUUACUUGAGCUUGUUUCAGUUGUAAAUUAGUUUAAACCAGUUGGAGGAUCUAUAUUGAAAUUGAUUCUUUUUGCGACAAAAAUAUUGUUUUUCUCCUGGGUUGGGCAUCAAAUAGUAUGUACAGAAGGAAUUGUAGUAGACUAACUUGUGUCCUUUCAAACCUGGAAGAAAUUCUUUGUUGAUGAAGAUGCAUGAUUAUUCAUUUUACUUUGCAUUCAUACCUUC
This is a messenger RNA of Manihot esculenta (cassava), 3611 nucleotides long. Its product is annotated as phosphatidylinositol 4-phosphate 5-kinase 6. Gene Ontology annotation, biological process: phosphatidylinositol metabolic process. Gene Ontology annotation, molecular function: 1-phosphatidylinositol-4-phosphate 5-kinase activity; ATP binding. The transcript is spliced from 8 exons. Bases 806 to 3139 code for a protein of 777 amino acids. The record is from RefSeq and is a predicted model, not a curated record. NCBI's taxonomy places the organism in Eukaryota, Viridiplantae, Streptophyta, Magnoliopsida, Malpighiales, Euphorbiaceae.